Mytilus californianus (California mussel) is the source of this 7279-nucleotide messenger RNA. RefSeq names its product ephrin type-B receptor 1-B-like. NCBI's taxonomy places the organism in Eukaryota, Metazoa, Mollusca, Bivalvia, Mytilida, Mytilidae. The record is from RefSeq and is a predicted model, not a curated record. Gene Ontology annotation, biological process: axon guidance; cell surface receptor protein tyrosine kinase signaling pathway; protein phosphorylation. Gene Ontology annotation, cellular component: neuron projection; plasma membrane. Bases 394 to 3495 code for a protein of 1033 amino acids. Gene Ontology annotation, molecular function: protein binding; transmembrane-ephrin receptor activity; ATP binding. The transcript has 19 exons.
UCAAUUCAUUAUUCUGAAGGAAAUGCUAUACUGCAUUGCAACAGUUUAAAAUCACAAAUUUCGAAGUUUUGUGGAUUAAUCAACGUAAAUUGCACUAAUCAAUUAACAUAUUGUGUAAAGAUUAAAGGAUUAUUAAGUAUACAGCGGAACCCGUUUGAUCAUAGUGGAAGUGUUUUUUCAGACAAACCGUAAACAACGCGUACAAAAAUCAAUCAUAUAAGUUAAUGUUUUUAUUACAUGUGUAACAAAAGAUUUACUUUUGCUUCAAUAUUUUGUGAAAAAUAAAAACUAUACUUAUUUUCACCUGUCCGAUAACGGGAAAGUUUUUACCUUCUACUUGCGCAUGCGUUAAUGCUAUUUUUGCAGACAGAAAAGUGAAACACUGGCCAAAACAUGGCGAAGCCAUGUCGCUUCGUAGGAUUUAUUUUUCGAUGCCUUGUAUAUUAUUUGUGGUUUAUAUCAUCCUAUAUUUCUUGUGAAAAAGUUACAAUUCCGUGGAUAAAUCCUAUGAAAGUGGUACUGUUGGAUUCUACAAAAACUUCAAGAUUAGGUUGGACUACACAGAGAAAUGGACCAACAGACCAGUCAAAUUAUGGGUGGCGAGAAGGAAGUUACACCAAAGAUGGAUCACCCAUACGAGUAUAUGCCUCGUGUUCAGUUAGUAGUAAUGGUGUAGACAACUGGUUACGGACACCUUUUAUAGACAGAGACAAGGCUAAUAGUAUUAGUGUAGAAAUAGAAUUCUCCAUGAGAAAAUGUUCUAGACAUUCAGAUCCAAGCUCUUUAACGGCAUGUAAAGAGACUUUUCAUCUAUACUAUUAUGAAGCAGAUUCAGACAUUGCCAAUGAACUAAUGCCAUCAUGGGAUGCUACGACUUAUACAAAAGUCGAUGUGAUUGCAGCAGAUUAUUUGUACGAGGGCAAACAAGGAGAAGAAAUCAAAUUAAAUUUUGACAAACAAGAAAUAGCCUUAAAUAAAGGACUAGGAGGGGUUUAUUUAGCUUUUCAAGACACUGGUGCGUGUGUUUCUUUAAUUUCUAUUAAAGUUUAUUACAUCAAAUGUCCAAAUAUAACUAUGAACUAUGCAUUCUUCUUGGAGACACCUACUGGAAGUAGUCCGCAGGCAUUAGAAGAAAGAGAAGGUGUGUGCAUCGCAAACUCACAGAUGGAGAGUAAGGCGACCCUGUUGUGCCGAAGUUCUGGGCAAUGGUAUUAUAAUAGCGGUAAUUGUCAGUGCAUAGCUGGAUAUGAAGGCAACAAUGGAACAGAAUGUCUAGCAUGUAAAGUUGGUUACUACAAGUCGUCAGCAGGAAACCAGAAAUGUUAUCGUUGUCCAGAUCAUAGCUACACCAAUGUGCCACAGUCAGUACAAUGUACAUGUGAUUCAGGAUAUUACCGAAGUCCAACUGACAAGAAAGACAUGCAAUGCACUCAACCACCUUCAGCUCCAACACACUUAAGAGUGACUGACAAGACUAACAAUCGCUUGACUCUGAUAUGGAAUAGGCCUGUUUACGAUGGUGAUCGUGCUGACUUGUUUUACAAAGUUAUCUGUUACAAUUGUGAUCACAAUGUUGUCUUUGUUCCAAGCGAUGAACUAAAUUCUACUAGUGUUACACUUCAAGGUUUGAGAUCAAGCACAGAAUACAACAUAACUGUCUUUGCACACAAUGGGGUUACAGUCACAAGCAAACAGAAGCCACAAAGUGAUUCAAUUAAAGCCAGGACUGACUACAGUCUAGCAGUUAUAGACAAUCUAAAAAUAGUACAAAAACUUUCUUCUGGUACCGUUGUCAUAACAUGGGAGCUGGCCCAACAUGUCAAGGAGGAAGUAGAAUUGUAUGAGGUCAAAUGGUACCCCUCUGGAUUCCCAAAUCUGGUGUUAUCUAAUGAGACCACAUUCACUAAUUACACAUUUCACAACUUGGAUCUUGCAAAAGUCUACAAUGUGCAGAUUCGAGGUAAGACUACCAAUAAAGGUUGGGGAGACUACAGUGAUCCAUUACAGAUAAAAGAUGGAGACAACCAGUUAGAAAAAGUAGAAUUAGAACAACCAAUGCCUUCUGUUGGUAUUAUAGUGGGAUCUAUCAUAGCAGUGUUCCUUUGUAUGUCCAUAGCAGCCAUUAUGAUCAUCAUUUUACUUAAAAGAAAUCGGCCACAGUGUAGUGAGACAAAGGGAGGUGACUGUGACACUCUACAUUAUGGACACGGUGAGGUUGUUCACUGCCCCCCACUGGAGCCCCACAUGAAUGGUGGUUUGACAAUGCCAUUGUUCACACCACCAGGAUCAGUAAAGACCUAUGUAGACCCCCAUACAUACGAGGAUCCAAACCAAGCUGUACGAGAAUUCACCAAGGAAAUAGAUAGUUCCCAUAUUGUAAUAGAGUCAGUUAUUGGUGGAGGAGAAUUUGGAGAUGUAUGUAAAGGAAAGCUAAGAAUUCCCCGUAGAAUGGAAAUGUCUGUUGCCAUCAAAACUUUAAAACAAGGAGCCACUGACAAAGACAGAAUGGAGUUCCUUACUGAAGCAAGCAUCAUGGGACAGUUUGAUGAUCCUAAUGUUAUCUACUUAGAAGGAGUUGUCACAAAGAAUUUUGUUUUUGCAGACCAUCCCAUAAUGAUAGUAACAGAAUAUAUGUUAAAUGGAUCUCUAGAUACAUUUUUACGAAAUAAUGAUGGUAAAUUUACAGUAAUACAGUUAGUUGGAAUGAUGAGAGGGAUAGCAUCUGGAAUGAGCUAUUUGUCAGAGAUGGGAUAUGUACAUAGGGAUUUAGCAGCAAGAAAUAUUUUGAUUGGUGAAAAUUUGGUGUGUAAAGUAGCAGAUUUUGGUCUUUCAAGGGAGAUAGAUUUAGACACUACAGAUGGUGCUUAUACCACUAAAGGAGGCAAAAUUCCAGUGCGAUGGACAGCUCCUGAGGCUAUAGCUUUCAGAAAGUUUACCUCGGCAUCUGAUGUCUGGAGUUAUGGAGUUGUCAUGUGGGAAAUAAUAUCAUAUGGAGAGAGACCUUACUGGAACUGGUCUAACCAAUAUGUGAUACAAGCUGUAGAGAGAGGAUUUAGGCUUCCACCACCAAUGGAUUGUCCAGAGGCUAUUCACCAACUUAUGUUAGACUGUUGGCAAAAAGAGCGUGGAAACCGACCAAAGAUGACACAAGUUGUUAGGUCACAUGAUAAAUUCAUUAGAGCACCAGAGCUGUUGAAGAAAAUAGCAAAACCAAGAGCUGACUUACUAAUGGACUUAAACCCAGUGAACGAAGUUUCACGAUUCAAUAAUGUGGAAGGAUGGCUAAUCUCUAUCAAAAUGGACAGAUAUAUACAAAAUUUCCUAAAUGCAGGAUAUCGGACAAUGGAACAAGUAUCAACCAUAACUUCAAGAGACUUGGAAACAUUAGGUGUGACUUUAAUAGGACAUCAAAAGAAAAUAAUGAAUUCUAUACAGACAUUACGUACACAGUUGUAUGGACCUCACUUUCAAGUGUCCGAGGGAUUCCUAGUAUAGCAGUGAUCGAAUGUUGUAGUCAAAUGUUUUCUUUCUAAAUGUGAUAUGUUAUAAAUGUAUGAUCAUCCAUUGUAUGUGCUAAGUGGUCCUGCAUUGUAAAUGUUGAAUGCCUCUCAGAGAGGCGUAGAGUAUACCCAUCAAAUAAAAUGCUGUUGCAAAUUGAUGGAAACGACUGAUUCAAGAAAUGGACUUGACAGAAAUUUUGUCGUUAAUCAACAAAAUGAAAGAUGAAAAGUGGUCAUUGUCCUUCAAGGAAAUGAGGAAAUGUGAUCAAAAUGGAUUCCUUUAUCAAUGAAUUUUAUAUAAGAUAUGGCCAUUUUCAUUUAGAGUGGUGAUAAUUUGUUGUUUUGACAUUCACUAGUCCGUGGAACAACAGGAACUUGAAACUUUGAGAAAUAAUAUUGUUUCCAUAGUAAUUGUAGCACAUCACUAAUGUAUAAAUAAUGAAUCGUUAAACGAAUCAUGUGAUAACUCAUAUUUCAGCCAGUCAAACUGGAUACAUGUGUGACUGUUUGUCAGUAUUUUACAGACAUUUCCCUUCUAACCGAGGGAAUAUGUUCAAGUAGAGCACCAAGGUCACAUUAUAUAUGUAUAGGUCCUGACAAUGUACAUAGAAAGAAUAUUUAUUUGUGAUAUUUGCUUUUAAAUAUUUUUAUUUUAAAUCUUUCUUUAUUGGUGGAAAAUGGCUUUUAUGUAUUUUUUUCUCUCACAUUUUAUAUACUUUCCUCUUUUCUUAAUGUAAAGUUUGCAGAGCAUGCAAGUUUAUUGUAUUUUUAAUUGCUCUAUAUGUUAAAACCAAGGUAUUGAAGUUCUAUCAGUUUUUAAAGACUAAAAUUUAAAAAAGUAUGAAAAAAAUGUUUUACGGUAAUCAGUGAUAUCCCCUCAUUAGUGUUAUUCUUUCACUGAAUUUUUAAACAUUGGCAAUGGUUUUUAAAUGGCAUUGAAUGCUAAUAGUGAUGGUUUAACAUCAUAUGACAAAAACUUAAAAGAUUGAAUACAUAUCAGUAAAAUAUUUUACAAAUGUUAGUAGUACAUAUAACUUAACUGCUUGUAGAUAUUUUAAUAUUUUUUGUAAUGUGUCUACAAAUUUAGGUGCUAUUUUUUUGGCAGUUUUCUGCAUUCCUUUAUUUUUAAAGGUUGUUUUCACUUUAUAAUUUGUAGUAAAAUUUUAAGCAUCAUCUCUCAUCCUGACGUAUUAAUACUGAGAUAUAUUAAGGUUGUAUUCUCUUUUCCGCACAUCUAGGGUUGAACUUUUUCUUCUAGAUGAAACUAUGUAGAUUUCUUUGACAUGAACUGUAAUACACACAUUUCUAUGUUCAUUUACUCAAAGUAUAUUUGAGAUUAUGAUGCUUCACUUAAUCAGUAAUAACAUUGUUUUAUAUAUGUUGCAUUGACCAAAACAGUUGUUAUGAAAUUCUAUGAAGUCAAAUCUGAAUUGCGAAAUUUUUAUCAUUUUAUAUUUGAUACAAUCAUAAAAAUCAAGAUCAAUUCAAAUAUUAAUCCAAGUUUCAAAAAAAAUAAAAAAGAGGUAGUAAUUGAAAUUAUCAGUAUUAUUGAAAUGAAUUAUCUCCCUUACCAAAACUUUGAGAAUAGAUUUCCAAUUAGAUAUUUUAUUUUCUUAACCAAUAAAAAAUUGUAUUGUAAAAAUUACUUAAUAUUCAUAUUUGAAAAUAAAAGGAAGAUUUGUGUCAUUCUAGUUAAAAAAGUAGUUUCAAGGAUAUUUUCUUUGUUGACCAUUGCACAGAUUAGAUAUUUUCAGUGUAUUAAGUUCUUCAAAACUUUGAGUUCAGAUAGUUAAACUGGUUAAUUCUUCCGCAGAUGAAAAUUGGAUGACUUGAAUAUUGCCUUCCAUUUGACACAUUCUAUGCAAGCUUCAACUUUGCUUCAUAAUGCAUAUUAGAUUUGAGUAACUGUUGGCACAAACUGUUUAAUUUAAAUAUUGCUGUAAUAUAGUGGUCUUAAAAACUGCAGUCUAUGAAGAAUUAUGAAAGAUGAAUAAGUUUUCUUAACAUGCUUCUGUACUCAUUUUAGUUAGUAAAACAAACUUUUUUGCCAUAGUAAUUUAAACAAAAAAAAUUUUUUAACAUUUUUUUUUCCUUUCCCCUACAAUUUCUUUUUCAAUUUCUCAAUUUCUCUAUUUUAUAUUUUUGUAUUUGUUUAGUGAGUACAAAUGCUACCAGCACGAAAAAAACAAAUGAUUUUUUUUUAAUUUUCAUUAAUCAUUCCCAUUUUGUAAAUAUUGUACAAAGUGUACAUUGUAUAUAACUAGUGCUGUAUAUAUAUAUAAAUAUAUAUCAGAAAUACGCAAAUCACAAAUUAAAAUUUUGAUACCAAUUAUAUUGAUGAGAAACUUAAAACAAAAGAUUUUUUUUUUACUUGCAUCAAGUCAUUUUAUCUAUUGACAUUUUUAUUUUAUCAUGAAGGAAGAACAUUUUUAUAUGUAUGUAUUGAUUUUCAUUAAGGUUGUUUUACUUGAUUUUACUUUACACAAUUUUAGUUUCCCUUGUGAAUACUCAAAUGAGUAUUUUCUACUCAAAUGAGUAUUUUCCAAUGUGAUUACUUUAGUAUUUUCCUUUGUAAAUACUCAAGUAUUUUCUUUUGUGAAUACUUAGUUGAGUAUUAUCCUAUGUGAAUACUUAGUUGAGUAUUAUCCUAUGUGAAUACUUAGUUGAGUAUUAUCCUAUGUGAAUACUUAGUAGUUUCCUUUCUAAAAACUCAAGUGAGUAUUUUGGCAAUUCCAAAAUAUGCAAAUUUUAAAUGAAGCUGUUUUGAAAAACUUUGGUGCUUUAAAGGAUCAGGCGGUUCCAUUGAUAUUGAAAUCAAUGAGAAUAUUAUAUAAUGGCAAAUGAUUUGUCUUGAUAAGUUUACUGUUUAGUAGUACUUAAAGUAAAAACGAGAUUUGGAAUGAGUUUAGUGGUUAUUAAUAACUAUGUCGACAGUGUUCCUUCGAAAUCCAGGGUAACAAUUUGCUCAUUGUAAUGAUAUUUGUUUCAUUUUUGUGAAGGUGAAUUCACACAUUCCAGAUGAAUAUAUGGCUAAAGCCUAAAAAUUCACAGUAAUUAAAAUACAUAAUUUUUAAAGUUCAUAAUCUAGCUAUUUUCAAAAUGAUUCAAACAUAGAAAAUACACGAUUUUGGUUUGUAACUUUAUAUAGCAGUGCUGAUUAUGAAGUUAGUGCUUAUGACUGCACGGAAUGGAAAAUAUUUUUAAAAAUGGCAUAGAUGUUUGUAAUGUUGAACUUUCUAUGAAGAAAAUUUCUUGUGCAAAUGGCAAAUUAAAAAAAAUAACAUUUUUUUUUUAUAUAAAAAAAUAGUUAUACUGAAUUUGGGAAAAGUUUAUUAAAGGUCAACUUGAAAUAUUAAAUAUUUUUUUUUACACAUGAUUGAUUUAUUUUAGCUUAUGUUCUUAGUCAUAUUCUUAAAGGAAAUGUAUUUAUGUUCUAAACAUGAAAAAAGAAAUCAAGGAAAAAAAAUAACCACUGGAAAUGCAAAUCUCUAAGAUUCUCACAAUGUAUUUCAUAUUGUAUUUUAAAAUUUUAAGUAAUUAUAUAGGCCAAACAUGACAACUUCCUGUUAGAGAUCAGUGUUUUGUCAAAGGAUUAAAAUCAAAACAUAUUUUCACAAACUUUAAGUAGAACAUACUGUACCAAUUAAUUCACUUUACAUUUGAGAAAACAAGGUUGUGUUUAUUUUGUUUAUGCAGUUGUAGUAAUGAAGUAUUAGCAAUAUAAAACUACACAUGUUCUCGUACUGUUGAUCAAUUUUAAUAAAAUAUGUCAAAAUAUA